This is a messenger RNA of Mya arenaria, 2157 nucleotides long. RefSeq names its product probable tRNA(His) guanylyltransferase. The transcript has 7 exons. Lineage: Eukaryota; Metazoa; Mollusca; Bivalvia; Myida; Myidae. Gene Ontology annotation, biological process: tRNA modification. The record is from RefSeq and is a predicted model, not a curated record. Gene Ontology annotation, molecular function: tRNA guanylyltransferase activity; magnesium ion binding. Bases 191 to 1066 code for a protein of 291 amino acids.
AUAUUUGAUCAGGAUUCAAAAAUGUCAACUCAUGAAUUUAGCGCUUUAGCAACUAGAUAGUGCUAACGUGAUAAAACUUGAGCUUUUACUUUUUUGUGAUACUUUGGAACGUGCUUUCUUUAAUGGUCGGAUUAAAGGAGAGGUUUUCAUUCAUAAAAAACAGUUGAUGUAACCCAGUAAGCGUCCAGCCAUGGCCAAAAGCAAGUUUGAAUAUGUGAAGCAGUUUGAGACAGAAGAUCGACUUCUACCAAACUGCUGGAUUGUUGUUCGUAUUGACGGCAAGGGAUUCCACAGGUUUUCAGAACAGCACAAUUACAUCAAGCCAAAUGAUGACCGUGCUCUUGACCUGAUGUCGAAGGCAGCAGAGACUGUCAUGGAGGAGUUUAAAGACAUUGUCUUGGGGUAUGGACAGAGUGACGAAUACAGCUUCGUGUUCAAGAAAUCUACCAAUGUCUACAAUCGAAGGGCAAGCAAGCUAGCCACGAAUGUUGUAAGCCUGUUUGCGUCUUCAUUUGUGUACUUCUGGCCUCGCUAUUUCGGGACUCAGAUGAUGCAGUACCCCCCUGCGUUCGACUCGCGUACAGUGAUUUACCCCACAGACAAAAACCUCCGAGACUACCUCAGCUGGCGACAGGCAGACUGCCACAUCAACAACCUAUAUAACACCUGUUUCUGGAAGUUGAUACAAGAGAAAGGACUCACGCCCGCACAGUCUCAGGAGAGGCUUAAGGGCACAAUGUCAAGCGACAAGAAUGAGCUGCUAUAUAAAGAAUUUGAGAUCAACUACAACAACCUGAGUGCCCUGCACCGGAAGGGAACCAUCAUCAUACGCACCCCCAAGCAAGAUCAGGAGAAUGGUGACCUUGACAUUCUAAAGUUACAGUUGACCCCCUCAGGUUCUUCCACUGCACGUGGAGGUCUCAGUUCAAGGUCACCAAGGCCAAUGACAGGUGGUGCAAGGUCAGUCAAAAGGUCAAGGCCAGAUAUACAGAGACUUCAUAUAGACAUGAUCGGCGAACAGUUUUGGACAGACUUUCCAGAGAUUUUAGAUCCUCCAAAAAGAUAGCCUAUAACAAGACUUCUAAAGUGUUUGUAUAACUUGGGAACUUUGUGGAUUUUAUGAGUUACAGUGAGUUUAUCUUGAUUUGAUCAGUCUGGGAAAUUACCAGUUGAUCUAAAAGCUGUGAUAGUCUUGUUUUAGUUAGGAGAGUUGGUGAUGUCUCCGCAAUCCUCAUGUUUACUGGAAUUUGAUAGUGUCUCUUGUCAAACUUGUUCUGAAUGUUUGCUUUCUUAAACAUUUUCUUAAUUUAAGAAAGAUUUUAAUGAACAUAACAUGAUCAUACAAGCGCAAGCCAGGAGGAUCAUGCACUCCUUAUAAAAACCAUCUGUUUUGUACAUAAUCUUAUUUUACACCUUGCGUCAAAUUCAUUUGGAUAUAAAACGCUUAAAGGUGAUUUUAUUGUAUCAAUUUGAUUUUGCAAUACAUUUAGAUAUUAUUUUUAACUUACUGCAAUUAGCUUUGUCUAAGAUACUAAUCUUGACAUAUCUUUGUUGUAUAUAGAUUUAAAUCAAAUUAUAUUUGUACAUUUAUGAUUUUAAAUAAAAACAACACUACUUGAACUUAGUCUUCUGAUAAAUAAGAAUAAUGGCGUUUGCUUCAGAACCUUGUUAAAGUUACGAUAUCGUCAUUAACUUUGAAAGGCGAUAUAUUUUACGUUGUGCUCAUGUAAAUCAAGCACAGCUGAACCAGUUGUUUUAAAAUUUUGUAAGAAUUUAAGUUCUGCAGAUCACAAGUGUGUCCAUGAAACCUGCUGAGUAGUAAUACUUGACUGUUAACAUUGAUGAAGUUAAAGUUGCACUCUCACAGAUUUACCGUUUUUACAACUUUUUCAUUUUUUGUCUUGGAAUGAGCCAAUUUUUGCGUAAAUAUUUGCAAACCAGUGAUUAAAGACUGCUGACAAAAAAUCAGAUCAUAGAUUUUCAUAUUUCCGUUAGAAAAUUAAUGUUUUAUGGCUUAAACCGUUACUAACGGUUUAAAAAAAAUGCAUAAAACAUCAAUUUUUGAACUUAAAUAUAAAAAUCUGCGGUCUGAUUUUUUGUCAGCAGUCUUAUAUAACUGGUUUCUAUAGAUUUUCCCAAAAAUUGGCUUGUUCCAAG